UUACCGUUACCGUUACCGUUACAGUUGCACUCGAUGAGCGCCGUCGAAGGGGAUCGCAAUCGCGACAGAGAACGGGAUCCAUGGAGCAGUCGCAGCGGGAGCCGCAGCCGAGCGACGUCCAUUGGAUCCUCCUGGCUGCACGACGAGCUUCAGCCGGGAGAGCAUGAGCCCACCUCCGCCCUUUUGGAUUACUGCAAACGGAAGUUCCUCCGUCCAUAUGUGGCCAUCCUGACGCUGGUGGGCCUCAAUCCCAUCUCCACCGAUAUGAGCAGUGUCCGGGCCUGCUGCAGCUACGUCCAGGCGCUGAUGGUGCUAUUCGUCCUGCUGGUGGGAUACCUUUUGCGGUACAUAUGCGGAUACAGAGGCGAUCGUGGCUUCACCAGCUACCGGGACAUUCGACCCUUUAGCAAUGGGACAGACGGAGGAGCAAUUACCCCCAACACCAUAGGAGAACUACUCUUCGGAUUCAUAGUGCCCAGUGGGUUUAACCUAAUGGCCUUCGUGUCUGCGGUGUUGGUCUGCAAGGUGAUCGACCACGAGCAGCUGCAGAACCUCAUCGAGCGAGUGUUCCUGAUGUCAGCCAAACCGAAGAGGCUCUGCCGGAUGUUGUGGCUCUUUCUGGCCAUUGCCCUGGCCCUGCUGAUUUUGCUCUUUGGGUACGCCUGCUGCGUGGUGAUGAUGCAGCCCAGCCAGAUCGUCAAGGUGUCCUGGCUAGCAGAAGCCCUUAGCGACUGGGAGAUGUGGCUGCGUGUGGGCCUGCUGUUAACCAUACUCCUCCAAGAUCUUGUGGAGAUCAUCAUACUCAGCAACUACUAUAUAGAGUGUUAUUUGCUGAGAAUGCAUUUGGAAACGCUGUCGCACAAACUACUUAUGCACUCAAUCGAUUCGCUGGAUUGGAUGCGGGAAGUGCUCGAAUUCCGCAAGCUGCUGGAGCGGCUGAAUCAGCACGUGUCCAUUCCGGUGUGCUUUCUGAUUGUAAUGAAUCUGGCGUACGCCUUUGCUGGCCUAGUGUACCUCUUCAAGGACUUUGAUUUCCACUACUGCGCCCUGAAGCUCGUCCUGCUCAACAUUGCCAAUGUGAUGCUGUGGCUGUUUCUGGGAUUGCUGCCCUUUUUCGUGGCCUCCUCGGUGACGCGUGUGUGCCAGAAUGCCCAAGCCAAUGGACACCAGAUACGCGUUCGUCCUUUUGUGUACCACAAUACCUCGGCGGAGGAUCUCAACUCGACGCUGCUGUUCGCCGCCUCGCUGGACAUGUCUGCCAAACUCUUCCGGAUGCCCAUCCAGCCGAACUACCUCUGCUUCGCCAUACUCGUGGUCGUCAUUGUGAUCCUCACGCUGGGCAUGUGCCUGAAUCUCACCGCCCUGGGCAAAAUAUAACCACUAGCUCGUACGCACUCGCCUAUAAUAAUAAAAGAUUAUAGUAUUUGUCUAGCUUA
Drosophila suzukii is the source of this 1436-nucleotide messenger RNA. RefSeq names its product Gustatory receptor-like Holozoa (gene GrlHz). Lineage: Eukaryota; Metazoa; Arthropoda; Insecta; Diptera; Drosophilidae. The record is from RefSeq and is a predicted model, not a curated record.